Caenorhabditis remanei is the source of this 207-nucleotide messenger RNA. RefSeq lists its product as uncharacterized. The coding region runs from base 1 to 207 and encodes 68 amino acids. The transcript has 2 exons. Lineage: Eukaryota; Metazoa; Nematoda; Chromadorea; Rhabditida; Rhabditidae. The record is from RefSeq and is a predicted model, not a curated record.
AUGUGGUCCGGAGCAUUCUUGGGAACCCCGCAAUACGCGCCAGCCGUCGUGCCAGUCGUCCAGCCAGCCGUCGCUCCGAUGGUCGUCGCAUCUCCAGUCAUGGCAACUCCAGUUGUGGCAACUCCUGUCGUUCAAACUACCGUAAUCGCCCAACCGAUGUACCAUGGAACCGCCAUCUCGACACCAUAUGGUAUCAGAUAUAUUUGA